UCACGGCACCGAUCCGGGGGGAAUACAGAAGGUAACGAGAGGAGGAGGAGAAGGAGAAAUGGCAACCAUAACUGGUCUGAGCCUUUCGGGCCUUGGGUUUUUGGCUAGGGCAUCGGAAUCACAAAAGGCCCAAGCGGUCAAAUUCCCGGCGCAUCCAGGCCAAAGACUCGGGUCGGGGCGCAUGAUGGCAGUUCGGCCUGUGCGUGCAGCACCUGAUCGUAUAUCGGAGAAGGUGGAAGAGAGCAUAAAGAAGGCAGAGGAGACGUGCUCAGACAACCCAGCGAGCGGUGAGUGCGUGGCGGCUUGGGAUGAAGUGGAGGAGCUAAGCGCGGCGGCCAGCCAUGCCAGGGACCGAAAGAAGGAGUCGGACCCACUGGAGAACUACUGCAAGGACAACCCAGAGACCAACGAGUGCCGCACAUAUGAUAACUGAGAGGGCUGAUAUCAAAAUUUGUUAAAAAGUGUGUUUUUACUUUCUAGCAUUCUAUGUUAUCUUAUAUGAAUGAACUGCCAUGUUUAAAUAUUUAAUUCUGAACCAAGCGUGAUCCCCAAAGCGAACCGCCCCCCUCGUCACCAUACAUACAAAGUGAAAAGGCCUUUUUAAUUUCAAAAAGUAAAGCCCGAAGUUUGUUUAUUUAUUUGAGUUUCCUGGAUCUGAUUAAUAGUUCUUUUCCGUCGUUG
Messenger RNA from Neltuma alba, 681 nucleotides. RefSeq names its product calvin cycle protein CP12-2, chloroplastic. The transcript has a single exon. The record is from RefSeq and is a predicted model, not a curated record. Gene Ontology annotation, cellular component: chloroplast. Gene Ontology annotation, biological process: negative regulation of reductive pentose-phosphate cycle. The coding region runs from base 59 to 433 and encodes 124 amino acids. NCBI's taxonomy places the organism in Eukaryota, Viridiplantae, Streptophyta, Magnoliopsida, Fabales, Fabaceae.